UUUCAUCGCAGAUUCUGAAGGAGGAACAAGUUAAACGUUUUAAAGAAAUUAAUAAAUAAGCAUUAAAAACGUUAAAUUAAGUUAUGUUUUACUGAAAAACAGUUAAUAUAGAUGCUUAGCAACUAAAUGAAGAUGAAGUAGAUGAUAAACGAGUGAACAAAAAAAUCUGAAUAAAAAUGUAUCUGUACAAUUUGACACUUCAACGUGCGACUGGCAUCACAACAGCCAUUCAUGGAAAUUUCUCAGGCUCAAAAAUACAGGAGAUACUCAUUUCGCAUGGGAAAAGCUUGGAACUACUAAGACCUGAUCCGAAUACAGGAAAAGUCCAUACAUUGUUGCAAACUGAAAUAUUUGGCGUUAUUCGCUCAAUGGUCGCUUUUCGUCUAACUGGAUCAACAAAAGAUUAUGCUAUUGUUGGAUCAGAUUCGGGAAGAAUCUUAAUUGUGGAAUAUAAUCCGAGUAAAAAUCAGCUUGUUAAGGUACAAUUAGAGACUUUUGGAAAGUCGGGAUGUCGUCGAAUUGUACCUGGACAAUAUUUGGCAGUAGAUCCAAAAGGUCGUGCCGUAAUGAUUGGAGCAAUCGAGAAGCAAAAACUAGUUUUCAUAUUAAACAGAGAUUCCGAAAAUCAUUUAACCAUUUCAUCGCCAUUGGAAGCACAUAAAUCGAAUACACUCUGUUAUCAUAUGGUCGGAAUUGAUAACAAUUUUGAUAAUCCAAUGUUUGCGUGCUUAGAAAUAGAUUAUUCUGAUAUUGAUACUGAUCCGACUGGCGAAUCAGCUGCAAGAGCUAAACAAAUCAUUACAUUCUAUGAACUGGAUCUUGGAUUAAAUCAUGUUGUAAGAAAGUAUCAUGAGGAACUUGAUGAACAUGCAAAUUUCUUAAUAAGCGUCCCCGGUGGAAGUGACGGUCCAUCGGGUGUUCUUAUUUGCUCUGAAAAUUAUGUGACUUACAAAAAUACAGGAGCUCAAGCUGAUAUUCGAUGUCCAAUUCCACGUAGACGUAACGAUUUGGAUGAUCCAGAAAGAGGAAUGAUUUUUAUAUGCUCAGCAACUCAUCGUACAAAAUCAAUGUUUUUCUUCUUGCUACAAACUGAACAAGGCGAUAUCUUUAAAGUAACAUUAGAUAUGAAUGAGGAAGCUGUAUCUGCGAUCAAAUUAAAAUAUUUCGAUACAGUUCCGCCAGCAAUUUCUAUGUCUGUUUUAAAGUCUGGAUUUCUAUUUGUUGCUUGUGAAUUUGGUAAUCAUUAUUUGUAUCAAAUUGCUCAUUUGGGUGACGAUGAAGAAGAACCAGAAUUUAGCAGUGCAAUGCCUUUAGAAGAAGGAGAUACAUUCUUCUUUGCUCCACGCCCACUCAAAAAUCUCGUUAUGGUCGAUGAAAUUCCAUCUUAUGCACCAAUUCUUGGAAGUACAGUUGCUGAUUUAGCAAAUGAAGAUACACCGCAAUUGUAUUUAGCUUGUGGACGAGGACCUCGAUCAUCAUUAAGAGUUUUACGUCAUGGAUUGGAAGUAUCAGAGAUGGCUGUAUCAGAAUUGCCUGGAAUUCCGCUAUCAGUUUGGUCUAUAAAGAAGAGAAUAGACGAUGAAUUUGAUGCAUACAUUAUUGUAUCUUUCGUCAAUGCCACACUUGUCUUGUCCAUUGGUGAUACUGUUGAGGAAGUAACAGAUAGUGGUUUUCUUGGAACGACUCCUACAAUUUGUUGCGCUGCUUUGGGUGAUGAUGCUUUAGUCCAAAUCUAUCCUGACGGUAUAAGACAUAUUCGAGCAGACAGAAGAGUCAACGAGUGGAAGGCACCAAAUAAGAAAACUAUCAUUCGGUGUGCUGUCAAUCAACGUCAAGUUGUCAUUGCUCUUUCUGGCGGAGAUCUUGUCUAUUUUGAAAUGGAUCCUACUGGACAAUUGAACGAGUUUACAGAACGAAGAAAGAUGAUGGCUGAUAUACUCUGUAUGUCAUUGGCAUCAAUUAAACCUGGUGAAUUACAAUCUGCAUUUUUGGCUGUUGGAUUAGCUGAUAAUACAGUUCGAGUUAUUUCACUUCAACGGCAAGAUUGUCUACAGCCACGAAGUAUGCAAGCCUUACCAACAGCUCCAGAGUCUUUAUGCUUAGUUGAAAUGGGUAUUGGAGAAGCUGAAGAAGGAGAAGAUUUAUUGAUGCGUAAAGGAGCAAUUGAGAAAGGUUCUCUUUAUCUGAAUAUUGGAUUGCAUAAUGGAGUAUUAUUAAGAACUGUUUUGGAUCCAACAUCUGGUGAUCUUACCGACACAAGAACUCGAUAUUUAGGUUCACGACCAGUUAAAUUAUUUAGAAUAAAAGUUCAAGGAACUGAAGCAGUACUUGCAAUGUCAUCAAGAACAUGGUUAAGUUAUUAUUAUCAAAAUCGAUUCCAUUUAACGCCAUUAAGUUAUGAGACAUUAGAAUAUGCAUCUGGAUUUUCGUCUGAACAAUGUUCCGAAGGUAUUGUCGCUAUAUCCACAAAUACAUUGAGAAUUUUAGCACUAGAAAAAUUGGGUGCAGUUUUCAAUCAAAUUUCAUUUCCUCUUGAAUAUACGCCCAAACGAUUUGUCGUACAUAACGAAUCGUCGAGAUUAAUUAUAAGCGAGACUGAUCAUAAUGCAUACACAGAAGCAACAAAGAAUCUAAGAAAACGUCAAAUGGCUGAAGAAAUGAUUGAGGCAGCAGGCGAAAAUGAACAGGAAUUAGCACAAGAACUUGCUGAUGCAUUUAUAAGCGAAGUAUUGCCUGAAGAUACAUUCUCGUCACCAAAAGCUGGCUAUGGAAUGUGGGCAUCACAAAUUAGAAUUAUGGAUCCAGUUAAAGGUCAGACAUUAUUUAAAGUUCCACUUGAACAAAAUGAAGCAAUUAUGUCGAUGUGCUUAGUCAAAUUUGUUACUGAUGGAAAGAACUAUUUAGCAUGUGGUGUCGUUAAGGACAUGCAACUUAAUCCAAGACAAAUUGGAUGUGGAUAUAUUGAUCUUUAUCGUGUCGAUAAUCAAUGUGCAACAUUAAAUCUCAUUCAUAGAACUGAAGUUGAGGAUAUUCCAUCUGCGAUGUGUCCAUUUCAAGGCCGAUUGCUGGUUGGCGUCGGUAAAGUUUUAAGAAUUUAUGAUUUAGGCAAGAAAAAGUUGUUGAGAAAGUGUGAGAAUAAACAUAUCCCGAAUCAAAUUGUUAAUCUACAGACGAAAGGUCAACGAAUCUUUUGUUCGGAUGUCCAAGAAAGCGUUUAUUGUAUCCGAUAUAAAAGAAAUGAGAAUCAAAUGAUAAUUUUUGCUGAUGAUACAUUCCCUCGAUGGAUUACAUGUACAGCAAUGCUUGAUUAUGAUACAGUCGCAACAGGUGAUAAGUUUGGAAACUUGGCAAUUUUAAGAUUACCGCAUUCAAUUAAUGAUGAUGUUGAUGAAGAUCCUACAGCUACAAAAUCACUAUGGGAUCGUGGAUUAUUAAAUGGAGCAUCUCAAAAGGCUGAAAAUAUCAUCACAUUCCAUAUUGGUGAGAUUCCUAUGUCAUUACAACGAUCUAUGUUAAUUCCCGGCGGUCCCGAGCUGCUUAUUUAUACAACAUUAAGUGGAACAAUUGGAGCUUUAGUUCCGUUUACUAGUCGAGAAGAUUUUGAUUUCUUCCAACAUUUAGAGAUGCACAUGAGGAAUGAGAAUCCACCACUUUGUGGACGUGAUCAUUUAAGCUAUCGAUGCUACUAUUAUCCUGUGAAAAAUGUCAUUGAUGGAGAUCUAUGUGAACAAUUUACAUCGUUGGAUCCAGUCAAGCAAAAAAGUAUUGCUUCAGAUUUAAGUCGCUCAACAACGGAAGUAGCUAAGAAGUUGGAAGACAUCCGAACACGAUAUGCGUUUUAAAUUUUCAUCAUCACAAUAAUUUAGGCUUAAUAAGAUGUACAAAGACUUGUUUGGUAUUUCCUUUCUUAAUUUGAGAAGCAAGAGAUUUUUGCGAAACAUCAAUUUAUAUGAAUAUUAUGGACGUGUAAAAAUAUUAAUUAAGCAUUCAAAUAAACAAUAAAUACCUAAUAAAACGA
Messenger RNA from Chironomus riparius, 4018 nucleotides. NCBI's taxonomy places the organism in Eukaryota, Metazoa, Arthropoda, Insecta, Diptera, Chironomidae. The record is from the annotation of a GenBank genome assembly.